AUGUCCUACCGCAGCCACUCCCACUCCUCCCAAUCCUCUAUCGAGUCUGUGACUUCUGCUGGGCGCCGCCGGCAGGCUGCUGCGUGGGAUGCGCGUCGGGCGGACAACGCUCGGGCUCGCGACGCGGACGCGAGGGAGGCGCGGCUCACGGAGGCAGAGAGGAGGGAGUGGGAGGCGGCGGCGCUGCAGGCUGCAGUGGUCCAGGCGGAGCGGCUCACGGCCGCAGAGCUCGCGGCCGAGCAGGCUGCCGUGACAGCCAGGGAAGCGGCGGCGGCUGCCCAGGCGGCAGCGGCUGCAGCAGCGGCCCAACGCGCGGAGGCGGGCGCGGACCGACUCGACUACGACGACGCGGAUAGGUGUGGCUUCGAUGUACGCCGUCGGGCGGAUCACAACUUCGAGCCUUCGAGGAGGAUGCGGACGCGGACGGCUUCGACGAUCUCCCAGGCGGAUGCAGUCUUGGAGGCGGACACGGUCGUGAUGGCCUCGGACGAGACGAGCGGAUUCGGCCCGAUGCGGAUGACCUGA
Messenger RNA from Miscanthus lutarioriparius, 525 nucleotides. The record is from the annotation of a GenBank genome assembly. Lineage: Eukaryota; Viridiplantae; Streptophyta; Magnoliopsida; Poales; Poaceae.